UAUACAUUGUGAAAUCUGUGUUCCUCAGAGUCCAUCAUGUCUGAGAGGAAGGCCGUCAUCAAGAACGCUGACAUGUCCGAGGACGUGCAGCAGGACGCUGUCGACUGUGCCACACAAGCUUUAGAGAAGUACAACAUCGAGAAGGACAUUGCUGCCUUCAUUAAGAAAGAGUUCGACAAGAAGUACAACCCAACCUGGCACUGCAUCGUGGGAAGGAACUUCGGCAGCUAUGUCACACACGAGACCAAAAACUUCAUCUAUUUCUACUUGGGACAAGUUGCCAUCCUGUUGUUUAAAUCUGGAUAGAAUUUAGAUUUAAUUGUAAAUUAAGACUCUGAGACAAAAGCUAACUUAAUAUUCUAAAUGGAUCUGGAGAAAUGGGAUAAUCUCUUUUAAAAUUGUCUUUGGCUGUACUUUGGCAUGUGUAACUUGCAACGUUUUGUCUGCAGAAAGCAAAACGUUGGUGAAGACUGUGCAUCUGGCUUUUACGCGUAUUAACAUGUAUUAACGGUGAAGAAACUAAACAACCGUGCCAUUCUGACAUACAAUGUUAACCAAACAAAGGUUAUUGUUUGUAUCCUUUCAACAUACACAUUUAGAUUUAUGCAUGUGAAGCCCAUAAUAACAAAAAGCAAAAUAAGGACUUGCUCAACAUUGACUGAUUGGUGCUACAGCCACAGUUUGUUUUAACGACAAAACAAUUCUCUUCUAUUAUGAUCUCCACAAAACAUUCUUUAGAGUGGCCGCUUGAAGAUUCAAAGCUGCUGCAGUCUCCUUACGUCACAAAACUGUUUACUCCAAUUCGGAAUUAAACGCAAUGCCGUUUAGCAAAACGAAGUCACAAACUGUUUUCAUUCAUAAAUUCAUAUUUAUAUCUCUCAAUUUAUGUAAUGCAUUGUACUAUUUCUUACUUUACUCUUUUUAUACUCAUUUUUGGACAUUUCCCGCCGAAUCUUUGUUGUCAUUGUUGAACUUUGUACAAUUUUUCUAAUAAAAGGGUACGACAAACAAACAAAAAAAAAAGAAGAGAAUCUGAGUGCAUGCGAACAACGGCGAUUGGAGGAUUUGAUUGGUUGAAGAGUGACUGAUGUUUGUGUCGUGGGAUACCUCUAAGUCCUUACACAGUCCGAUAAGAUAUUCCUCUGUAUAAACAUGACACCAUAACGCAUUAAACUGUGAUGUUUCAAAGUU
This is a messenger RNA of Aplysia californica (California sea hare), 1191 nucleotides long. Its product is annotated as dynein light chain 2, cytoplasmic. Gene Ontology annotation, biological process: cilium assembly; microtubule-based process. The record is from RefSeq and is a predicted model, not a curated record. The transcript has 2 exons. Gene Ontology annotation, cellular component: cytoplasmic dynein complex. Gene Ontology annotation, molecular function: dynein light intermediate chain binding; dynein intermediate chain binding. Lineage: Eukaryota; Metazoa; Mollusca; Gastropoda; Aplysiida; Aplysiidae. The coding region runs from base 37 to 306 and encodes 89 amino acids.